Molecule: messenger RNA, 3246 nt
Organism: Drosophila rhopaloa
Lineage: Eukaryota; Metazoa; Arthropoda; Insecta; Diptera; Drosophilidae
Exons: 12
Coding region: 1-3039 (1012 amino acids)
Molecular function (GO): monooxygenase activity; heme binding; iron ion binding
Source: RefSeq, a predicted model, not a curated record
AUGUGUCCGAUUUCUAUAUUUUUGUUUCUCCUGACCAUAUUUUUGACCGUGGUCUACGUUUUCCUAACAUGGAACUUUAGCUAUUGGAAAAAGCGAGGCAUCCAGACAGCCUCCACAUGGCCAUUCGUGGGCAGUUUUCCCAGCAUUUUCACCCGAAAGCGGAACAUUGCCUACGACAUCGAUGAUAUAUAUCAAAAGUACAAAGACACGGAAAAUGUGGUGGGCGUGUUUACCACUCGAGUUCCCCAGCUGCUUAUAAUGUGUCCGGAAUAUAUACACAAGAUUUAUGCCACCGACUUCCGAAGCUUCCACAACAAUGAAUGGCGCAAUUUUGUGAACAAAAAAACGGACAUGAUUCUGGGCAACAAUCCAUUCGUUCUAACGGGCGAUGAGUGGAAGGAAAGGAGGGGGGAGAUCAUGCCAGCACUGUCUCCUAAUAGAGUAAAAGCUGUUUAUCCAGUCUCCCAAAGUGUGUGCAAAAAGUUUGCGGACUACAUCAGACGACAGCAGGGAAUGGCCACCUCCCAGGGAUUGGAUGCGAUGGAUCUGUCCCUUUGCUUCACCACCGAAGUGGUCUCGGACUGCGGACUGGGUGUCUCAGCCCAGAGUUUCACGGACACUCCGACGCCGCUGUUGAAAAUGAUCAAGCGAGUGUUCAACACCUCCUUCGAAUUCAUCUUCUACAGCGUGGUGACCAACGUGUGGCAAACAGUUCGCAAGUUCUACAGUGUGCCCUUCUUCAACAAGGAAACGGAAGAGUUUUUCCUGGACAUCAUUCGGCGCUGCAUCACUUUGAGGCAGGAAAAGCCGACGCAACAGCGCGACGAUUUCCUCAACUAUAUGCUGCAGUUGCAGGAGAAAAAGGGUCUGGAUACAUCUGACAUACUUAUAAAUACGAUGACGUUCAUUCUUGACGGAUUUGAGACCACGGCUUUGGUCCUGGCUCACAUAAUGCUGAUGCUGGGACGUAAUCCGGAGGAUCAGCAAAAGCUGCGGGAAGAAGUUGGCAAGGAGGAGCUGACUUUCGAUCAAAUGUCGGAACUGCCCUAUCUAGACGCCUGUAUCUAUGAAACAUUGCGUUUGUUUUCACCGCAAGUAGCAGCUCGAAAAUUGGUAACCGAGCCCUACGACUUUGUGAACAAGAACGGAGUUACUGUGAGAGUAAAUCCUGGGGACGUGGUCACCAUUCCUGUGAAGGCCCUGCACCAUGAUCCGCAGUAUUAUGAGAAUCCAAUGGCAUUUAAGCCGGAGCGAUUCCUUGAGAUCAACGGGGGUAUGAAAAAGUACCGAGACCGAGGGGUGUAUCUAGCCUUUGGCGAUGGACCACGCCACUGUCCAGGAAUGCGAUUUGCACUGACCCAACUCAAGGCAGCUCUGGUGGAGAUCGUACGAAACUUUGAGAUCAAGGUUAAUCCGAAGACUCGGUCGGAUAAUCAACUGGAUGAUACCUUUUUCAUGGCCACUUUAAAGGGUGGUAUUUGGCUGGACUUUAAAGACCUAAAAUUUCCGUCUGCCUUUGCGAUCGGCUGUGCCAUGUGUCCGAUUUGCUGUGCACUGCUCCUCAUAGUAGGCUUUCUGGCCCUGGUCUACGUAUUCCUCACCUGGAACUUCGACUACUGGAGGAAGCGGGGCAUCCAGACAGCCACUUCAUGGCCAUUUGUGGGCAGUUUUCCCAGCAUUUUCACCCGGAAGCGGAACAUGGCCUACGACAUCGAUGAUAUCUAUCAGCAGUACAAAGGCUCGGAGAAAAUAGUGGGUGUGUUCGCCACCCGACUUCCCCAGCUGCUGGUUUUGUGUCCGGAGUAUAUACACAAGAUUUAUGCCACCGACUUCCGGAGCUUCCAUGACAAUGAGCGGGGCAAUUUCGUGGACAAAAAAGUGGAUAAAAUUCUGGGCAACAAUCCAUUUGUCCUGAAAGGCGAUGAAUGGAAAGAAAGAAGGGCGGAGAUUACGCCAGGACUUGCGCCCAAUCGAGUCAAAGCCGUGUAUCCUGUGUCGCAAAGUGUGUGCAAGAAGUUUGUGGAUUACAUAAGGCGCCAGCAGCGGAUGGCCACCUCCCAGGGAUUGGAUGCGAUGGAAAUGUCCCUUUGCUUCACCACCGAAGUGGUUUCCGACAGCGUCCUGGGGAUUUCCGCACAGAGUUUCACGGAUACGCCCACACCCCUGGUUGGAAUGAUCCAACGCGUGUUCAACUCAUCCUUCGGGUUCAUCUUCUACAGCAUGGUGGCCAACAUCUGGCCACCAAUCCGCAGGUUCUACAGCGUGGCCCUGUUCACCAAGGAAGCGGAGGACUUCUUCUUCGACAUCAUGAGGCGAUGCAUCAAUUUGAGGCGGGAAAAGCCGGGUCAACAACGCGACGACUUUCUCAACUACAUGCUGCAGUUGCAGGAGAAGAAAGGGCUAGACACGGUCGAGCUCACCUCCCACACGAUGACCUUCCUCACCGACGGAUUCGAGACCACGGCCCUGGUCCUAUCCCACACUCUGCUGAUGCUGGGACGUCAUCCCGAAGAGCAGCAAAAGGUGCGGGAGGAAAUUGGCAACGAGGCACUGAGCUUCGAGCAGUUGACAGAGCUGCCCUAUCUAGAAGCCUGCAUUCAUGAAACAUUGCGAUUGUUUUCCCCGCAAGUGGCAUCCCGAAAACUGGUAACCGAGCCCUACGACUUUGUGAACAACGACGGGGUUACAUUGCGAGUGAAUCCCGGGGAUGUGGUCACCAUUCCUGUGAAGGCUCUGCACCAUGAUCCCCAGUAUUAUGAGAGUCCGGAGUCUUUCAAGCCAGAGCGCUUCCUUGAAGCCAACGGAGGUGUGAAAAAGUAUCGGGAUCGGGGGGUAUACCUUCCUUUUGGCGAUGGACCGCGCAUCUGUCCAGGCGUGCGAUUUGCACUGACUCAACUCAAGGCAGCUCUGGUGGAAAUAGUGCGUAAUUUCGAUAUCAAAGUGAAUCCCAAGACCCGCUCAGAUGAUCGACUGGAUGAUACUUUCUUUAUGGCCACCUUGAAGGGCGGCAUUUUUCUAGACUUUAAAGAACGAUCAUAAACUAGCGCUCAAGCAUCGUUAUCAAAUAAACAAUAUUAUUACAAUAAUGAUUUGCCUUGGGAGCACCUACUUCAACAGAUUAUAUAUAAAAGUCAAACUACAAAAACCUGCUUCUAUAAUCAGCUCAUUUAUUUUGUAGAACUGAUAAGAAUCUGUAUUGUUAUUAUUAUUAUAUUUUUAUCACCUGUGGGAAAUUAUUACAUAAUA